Molecule: messenger RNA, 3550 nt
Organism: Salvelinus fontinalis (brook trout)
Lineage: Eukaryota; Metazoa; Chordata; Actinopteri; Salmoniformes; Salmonidae
Product: death-associated protein kinase 2-like
Exons: 12
Coding region: 518-1603 (361 amino acids)
Biological process (GO): protein phosphorylation; positive regulation of apoptotic process; intracellular signal transduction
Cellular component (GO): nucleus; cytoplasm
Molecular function (GO): protein serine/threonine kinase activity; ATP binding
Source: RefSeq, a predicted model, not a curated record
AUAGGGUAUAACUCCAGUGUACUGUGCAGUGGGUCUAUUUGCAAAUUGCACGCAACAUAUCCAAGAAAUUGGAUUGUACUAGACUAAUCAGUGGAUUGAUUCAGGGCCACCACAGGCACCUUUUAUAGUCUACAGGAAUAUUGAUGUGGUUUAAAAAUGUAAAAGUAUGCGAGGGCUUGCCAUGCUGUAUGUCGCGUAUCUCUAGCUCCCCUGUAGGCUUGGGCUACCAAAGAGCAUUGAAAUAAAGCGAGCCGUCGAACUAGUCUGGCUACUACUCUCUCCCCGGCACGGAAACCGGUUGCUGUCAGAAUACGGCACAACCUAAUUAUUUCAUUUCAAGGGAGACAAAUUUACUUUAAAUUCGGGAGUUCGUAAAGCCUACUACACAGGUGAAGAAGACCAACCUCACAUCAAAGCGGCGCCCGAGAUUAUCGUGAAUUUAUUUGGAGUGCAGUAGCUCUGGAAAACAACCAGAAAAAGAGUGUGAGGGGGGGAAAGAGGGAAAAAGAGCAAGACCAUGGCUCAGAUUAAGCUGCAGAAUGUGGAGGACUACUAUGAGAUUGGAGAGGUUCUUGGCAGUGGUCACUUUGGGCAAGUGCGUGCGGUGCUGGAGCGGGCGUCUGGGGUCCACUGGGCGGGGAAGUUCCUGAAGCUGCGUCGGAGCGCUAGUAGCCGCCUGGGCCUGGAGAAGAAGAGUGUGGAGACGGAGGUGGAGAUACUGCAGAGCCUGCAGCACGCCAACGUCAUGGCCCUCAGGGACGUGUUUGAGAGUCGCGCCGAGGUGGUGCUCAUCGUGGAGCUUAUCAGUGGUGGGGAGCUGUUUGAUUUCAUAGCAGAGAAGGAGAGCCUGUCUGAGGAGGAGGCCAUAGAGUUCUUGAAGCAGAUCCUCAUGGGAGUGGGCUUUAUGCACACUAAGAACAUUGCCCACUUUGACCUCAAGCCAGAGAACAUCAUGCUGGCUGACAAGACGAUUCCACACCCCCACAUCAAGAUCAUUGACUUUGGACUGGCCCAUCGCUUCAAACAGGGAGAGGAUUACAGGAGCCUAUCUGGGACCCCACAGUACAUCUCCCCUGAGGUGAUUAACUACGAACCCCUGAGCGAGGCAGCCGACAUUUGGAGUAUUGGUGUGAUAACCUACAUAUUGUUGAGUGGUUUGUCCCCCUUUCAAGGAGAUAAUGAUGAGGAGACACUAAAGAACAUCGUGGGGAUGAUCUAUGAUUUUGAAGAGAACUAUUUCAACCAGACCAGCACCAUGGCCAAAGACUUUAUUGAGAAACUGCUGGUCAAAGACCCAAUAGAGAGAAUGACAGCGGAUGAAUGUCUAGUACACCCUUGGAUCAAGCCCCUCACGCGCAAACAGGCGGAUAACAGAAGUCGAUCGUCCAUCAACAUGAAAAGCUUCAAGAAGUUCAACGCCAAAAGGAAAUGGAAGAUGUCGUAUAACAUGGUGUGGGCGUGUAACAGAUUAUUUCGCCUGCAGUUGCAGUGUAAAAGCAGGUCCCAGGAGGACCCAGAACUGAGGCAGUGUGAGAGCGACCAGGAGGACACGGAGACCAAGCCUGCUUCUCUCAUUCGCCGCAGACUCAGCAGCAGUUCUUAAAUAAGACCACUGGGGUCACUAACACAGCCUCAGACCACCUCUAUCCAUCCCACCAUGGGGAAAUGGAGAGAAGCCUUUUGUGAGUGUACCAAUCACAAUACGAGUAACGAACCCGUGAUGUACCAAUCACAAUACGAGUAAUGAACCCGUGAUGUGCAGGUGCCUAAAGCCAGUGUUAGUCCACGGAGUUGAAUCUUAAAGUCUCAGACACGGUUCCUGAUAAAACCACUGUAGUUUACCAAACUGCUUCUGUUACACUUCACCCCCAUUUGACCUAGUAUUUGCCUGUGCCUUUUAUGUAUUUGCCUGUGCCUUUUAUGUAUUUGCCUGUGCCUUUUAUGUAUUUGCCUGUGCCUUUUAUGUAUUUGCCUGUGCCUUUUAAGUUUGACACAUUUAUUUUCUGAAAAUGCCAAAACUUUUCUUUAGGUUUGAUGGUGCACGGGAUAGAGUUUGUCACACUUAUAGCUAACCUCAAUUGCAAUUAUAAUGCCUUACAAUAUUAUGUGGUUAAAAGCCUUAUCAAACUUCAUCUUAGGUAUACUUUAUUGAACAUUUCAACUAUUUUUGGCUUAUGUCAAAGGUCAAAUUUAUAGUUGUUUUUGAAAGGGAAAGCUACUUUAUAACAUUGUGUAGGCUUGUUUUUUAUAUAUAAUAAUGAGAAUUUAAUACUGACAACAACCAUGUUUUGUGAAUUGUGUGAUGGUGAAUAAGAAAAUGUUAGUCUAUGAUGUUAAAGCUAUCACAGUAUAUACGUUUGUUACUUUAAAAGCCCACAAUUUUUUAAAGACAGCAGACUACUUGUACUGGUUGAGUUAUCAGUUUCUGUGGCACAUGAUUUUACCAUAUUUGAACCAUGAGGUCAAGAUAGUCAGUGAACUGCAACCUGUAUCUUACUUGACCACUGCGAACCUAUAGUUAACAUCACAAUCAUUGUAAAAGUUCAUUGCAACAGACAAACGGAUUAGAAGAAGUGAGGCCUACAAACUUCAGUCUUUCAGUUCUUAUUCUAAAUGUUCUAAAUUGUUUCCAGGCUGUCAACCUCAUAUUCUUAUCAAAGGGUGGGGAAUUUUUGCCAUUUUCCUCUGGGUUUAUACAAGGGUAUGGCGGUUUUGAAACGGGGUUGAAUAGUUGGCACUUCCAAGAUGAGCAGGAUCCAAGGAGUCAGCAGCAUUCUUGGAGAGAGGGGGCCAAGGAAAUAAAGAGCUUUCACACACUGUAAAUUCCUGAAUCUGCCCAUGCCCUAUCUCCUUCCGAUGUGCAUCCUACAGAGCACAUGUCUGUUGCCAUAGAGGACUCACCAACAGACGCACUCGAGCAUGCAAGAGAGGUGAGUUUGGAAUUAGGCAACCAUUAAAAUUGAAGUAAAAGUGCAUAAUAUAAUAAGUGUUCAAGGUGUUCAGUAUAUGUGUAAUUCGUAAGCAUGAACACCCACACAUACAGUAUAUACAGGUGAGAGGAGAUGCGCAAACAGCCAUGUCUAGCGAAACGGAGUAACAGGCUACACACUUAGGGCUUGCCAAGCAUUAUCGUGGGAGUGUUGACUCGUACACAGAGCGAGACAAACAAAACGUCAAACGGGUUUCCUUCUCGUGAUCAAGUGACACAUGGCACUUUACCUGUAGACGUUUGAGGAAUGCGGAUGGUCUGCAUUUAUUUUUAUUAAUUGGACAAAGUUAAAUGUAAAAAAAUAUAUAUCAGGAAGACUGUGGUAUACCUAUAAUUAAAACGGCUAUUAUACUGUAGUUUUUCCGACUAAACCGUGGGAAGACGUGAAAAGCUCUGGACAAUCAUUAUAUCUGCACGCUGGUUGGAAAGUUGGCUAUCGCAGAAGGUGCAGCCACCAAACCGGUGAGUCAUUUGCAAAUAAUUUAUACAUUUUUUACCUGACCAUGAACUAAAAGUCUAUGUAUGUAUACUGAACAAAAAAAUAAACUCGGCAUGCAACAA